AUGAAAAAAAUAAAAGAAAAUAAUGAAUUAUAUAUAAAUAAUUGUGAGAAUAAAAAUGAAAUUUCUUUGAAUAAAAGUAAUGUUUCAUAUGAUUAUAUAAGGACAAAUUCAAAUGUAAAUAGAAAAGAAAAAGGUUUAUUUAUAAGAAAAGAAAUAUUUGAUCAUGCCAUUAUAUAUACAACAAGCAAGCUAGAAGAAAACACAUUACUAAUUUAUUUAAGAAAUUUUUAUGAAUAUUUUAAAAAAACAAAACAGAACAAUAAUAAUGAAAAAAAUUUAAAUGAAGAAAUAUAUAUUUCCUUAAAUGAUUGGCUAGCUUAUAAUGAAUUAUUAAAUAAUCAAGAUAAUGUAUUAUUUAAUAUUUUUACUACGAAUAUUUGUAGAUCAAUGUGGACUUUAUUAAGCAUAACAUUACAAAGUGUGAGAAAAAAAAAUAAUUUAAAUAAGCAAAACACAAUAUUUAAUACUCCAUAUGAAGAAUUACACAUUUAUAAAACAAAUAAAAAAAAAAAAGAAAAUAAAUAUAGAGAUGAUGAUAAAAAAGAGUUUUUUAACAAGUAUGAUAGAUAUUACAUAAAGGAUAAUGAAGAAAAGAAUCAAACAGAAUAUAAUAAAAUUAAUAGUAAUGAAAAUAAAAAAGAAAACAGUAUAGAUAAUAUAAAAAAAAAUGAUAAUUAUUUUAGUGUAUGGAAUAAUGGAUGGUUAAAUGAAUAUAUAUGUAUAGAAUUAGUAAUAUUUUUUAUUAUUUUACAAUUUCUUAAAAUAGAUAAUGUAAAGAAAAAAUAUGAUAAAAGCUUAAGUGAAGAUUGUUGGCCUAAUUUUAUUGAAUCUCCUAGAUCAAUUAGUAAUAGUAGUAAUUCUUCUUUGAAAAAUGUAAAUAAUUUAAAUAAUUCUUUGUAUAGGCAAAAUUUAUCAGAUUUUUUUAAUUUUUGUGGAAAAAAUUAUAAAAAUUUUUUAAAAACGUAUUUAAUUGCUUUUUUAUCAUCUACUGAUAUUUCUAAUAGCACUUUAUCAGAUAUGCCUUUAUAUUUUAAAAGUUAUCAUUUUUUUUUAUUAGAUUUUAUCAUUGAUACUAAUGACAAUAAAAAUGUACAUGAAACAUUUUUAUUAAACAAUGAUUAUCAAAUAUUAUAUAAAACAAAACAUAUUUUAAAUUGGUUAUUAGAUAGUUUAUGUAUGGAUGAAUCAAAUUAUAAUGUAGGAACGAUGAAUAUGUAUCAUUCUGAUUUAAAUGAAAAUAAUAUUUUAAAUUGUGGAAUUGAAGAAAUAAACAACGAUAUAUAUGAAAUAAAACAUUUACAAGGAAAAACAUUAUAUAUAAACAGUGAUAAAAAUAUAGUUAAUAUAAUUAAUUGUAAAGAAUGUAAUAUAUUCAUUAUAUCAACAGUAGAGUAUUUAAAAAUAAAUUUUUGUGUUGAUUGUUAUAUAAUAUCGUUAUCUGUAGAAAUGAUUACAACUUUAUUUAAUUCAAGUAAUAUUGAUAUUCAUUUAGUUACAAGAUGUUUGAAAAUUGAAAAUGCUGUUGAUACGAAUAUUUAUGUUUACACAGAAACCAAUAUAAUUAUUUUUGGUGAUACGAGAAAUAUUCAGUUAGCUCCAUACAAUAUUUUAAAUUCCAAUCAAAAAAAAUGCUUAGAAAAAUCGAAAAUAAUUUUUAAUGAAAAAAAUUGUGAACUCUUUGCAUUUCCAUUAAAAUGUAAAACCAAUAUAUGCCAUUCUUCUUUAAAUUUAGCUAAUACACUUAAAACUUCUAAUAACAAUUUCAUGAACACAUUUGAUGAAAAUAAGGUGUUAAGUAAAGAAAACAUCACAAAUAAUAAUAGUUACAAUCAUUUAAAUGAUAAUAAAAAACUAAGUAUUUCUAAUAAAACACAUGAUAAUACUAACCUCUCUAAUUCUUUUACUGAUUAUGUUUAUUAUUUAUUAAAUCCUGCCAACUUUUUCCUAGUUGAAUUUCCAGGUAAUGAUUUAUAUUGUAGAAAAAAAAACAUGCGUGAUAACUUAAAUGAAAGUAGCUUCAACGAAAAUAUAGAUAACAACCUUAAUGAAAGAGAAAAUAAUACAAUGAAUAAUGAUUUAAAAUAUAAUUUUAGUAAUUAUAUAAAUAACAACACAAAUGAUAAAUAUGUUUGUUUGUUUUUGCCUGAAGUUUAUAAAAAUGCUAUUGAAAAUCAGAACGAGUACAUUCUUAGUUUUCUAAAUUUUAUGAAUAAUAUAAAACUAACUAAUUCACAGAAACAAAAAAUAACAAAAAUUCUAACUUUUAAAUUAUAUGAAUAUAUUAGAAAAUCACAAAAGACAUUCAGAUUAUUAAACGAUUUUAUCAUAAGAGACCAAGAAAACGCUAAUAUUCAUUUUAAUAAUUGA
Molecule: messenger RNA, 2367 nt
Organism: Plasmodium relictum
Lineage: Eukaryota; Apicomplexa; Aconoidasida; Haemosporida; Plasmodiidae
Product: conserved Plasmodium protein, unknown function
Exons: 1
Coding region: 1-2367 (788 amino acids)
Source: RefSeq, a predicted model, not a curated record